Molecule: messenger RNA, 5387 nt
Organism: Spodoptera litura
Lineage: Eukaryota; Metazoa; Arthropoda; Insecta; Lepidoptera; Noctuidae
Gene: Gart
Product: trifunctional purine biosynthetic protein adenosine-3 Gart
Biological process (GO): 'de novo' IMP biosynthetic process; adenine biosynthetic process
Cellular component (GO): cytosol
Molecular function (GO): phosphoribosylformylglycinamidine cyclo-ligase activity; ATP binding; phosphoribosylglycinamide formyltransferase activity
Source: RefSeq, a predicted model, not a curated record
AACAACGUCAUUGUCAUUCAUUUAAAAGUUUGCGCGUGUCGAAGACGGUGGUUCAUAAAUAAAAUAAAUGCUAUACGUUAAUUGAACAUAACUGCGUCUUGGUUUUAUUUAGUUAAAUCGCAGUCUAGCUUUAACUAGUAAAUGUUAGCUAGAAGUUGCAUAAAUAGUUAGUAAUUUGGACACGUGACAUAUAGGCUAAGUUUUAAUAAACAAGGUAGAAUAAUGUCUGGUGGUAAAGUUCUGGUGAUCGGGAGCGGCGGUCGGGAGCAUGCGUUGUGCUGGAAGCUGGCGGACUCACCGUUUGUGCAGCAAGUAUACUGUGCACCCGGCAGUGUGGGCAUCGCGACAACAAACAAAGUUGAGUGCGUCGAACUCGACAUCAAGGACUAUCCCGCAAUAGCGCAAUGGUGCAAAGAACACGAAAUCGACUUUGUGGUGGUUGGUCCAGAGGAUCCUCUAGCCAAUGGCAUUGUGGACAACCUGACUCCUUUGGGAAUCAAGUGCUUCGGGCCUACAAAGGCAGGAGCUCGCAUCGAAGCUGACAAAGACUGGUCAAAGAGCUUCAUGAACAAGUAUCAGAUACCGACAGCGAGGCAUAAAUCGUUCACUGAUGCUGCUGCGGCCAAGGAGUUUAUUAAUACCGCUCCCUACCCAGCGCUGGUGGUAAAAGCCUCAGGGCUUGCUGCCGGCAAGGGUGUGGUGGUUGCAUCGAACAAGGAAGAGGCUUGCCAAGCAGUAGACGAGAUCCUCACAGACGCAAAGUAUGGGGCAGCUGGACAGGUCGUCGUGGUUGAAGAGCUACUGGAAGGAGAUGAGGUUUCUAUCCUAGCCUUCACAGACGGUGAGACAGUCUCCAUGAUGCCACCAGCUCAGGACCACAAGCGUGUCGGUGACGGAGACACCGGCCCCAACACUGGUGGCAUGGGUGCCUACUGCCCCUGUCCUCUCAUCACGCCAGACCAGCUCCUGGAUGUAAAGGAACAGGUCCUGCAGAGGGCUGUUGAUGGAUUGAAAGCCGAGGGAAUUAAAUAUGUCGGUGUCCUAUACGCCGGCAUGAUGGUGACCAAGUCAGGGCCCAUGACCCUGGAGUUCAACUGCCGGUUCGGAGACCCAGAGACACAGGUGCUCAUGACAUUGCUGGAGACGGACCUUUACAAGAUCUUCAAGGCCUGUGUAGAAGGUACCUUGCGUCAGAUCCAAGUGACGUGGAACACCAAACUGUCUGCCGUCGGCGUCGUCAUCGCGUCCAAGGGAUACCCUGAGACAUCUACCAAGGGCUGUGUUAUUAGCGGUUUAACUCAGGUCCAAUGUAUACCAGGACUAGUAGUAUUCCACAGUGGGGUAGCCCGUGGAGCGAACGGUUCCCUGGUGUCGUGGGGCGGGCGCGUGGUGCUGGUGUGUGCCCGCGCGGGGUCGCUGCGGGCCGCCGCGGCCGCCGCCACGGCCGCCGCGGGACAGGUCGACUUCCCCGGCGCACAUUACAGGAAGGACAUCGCUCACCGGGCCUUCUCCAAAAUCAACGGGCUCUCCUAUCUCCAAAGUGGUGUGGACAUAGACGCAGCUGCGACCCUAGUUCGUCAAAUAGAGCCUAUUGCAACUGCUACCCACCGGCGGGGAGUGCUAGGCAGGCUGGGAUGCUAUAGCGGCCUGUUCCAACUGUCCGCCAUGGAUCCUAGCCUCAAGGACCCCGUGCUGGUCCAAGGCACUGAUGGUGUUGGGACUAAGCUUAAGAUCGCAGAACUAAUGCAGAAAUACGACACGCUGGGCCAAGAUUUGGUGGCGAUGUGUGUGAACGACAUCCUGUGCGCGGGCGCGGAGCCGUUCGCGUUCCUGGACUACAUGGCGUGCGGCCGCCUGCAGGUCCACGUGGCCACCUCCAUCGUACGGGGCAUCGCGGACGCUUGCACGCUGUCGGGCUGCGCUCUGCUGGGUGGUGAGACAGCAGAAAUGCCGUCAAUGUACGAGAUAGGUAAGUACGACCUGGCCGGGUUCGCAGUAGGCGUGGUCGACAACCUCAAACAACUCCCGCGCACCAAGGAGAUCCGGCCCGGCGACGUCGUGCUCGCACUGCCAUCUACAGGCGUACAUAGUAACGGGUACAGCCUGGUGCAGAAGAUCAUGAUGGAGACUGGACAUAGAUACAACGAACCAGCAGCCUUCAGCACCACAAACAAGACUUAUGGCGAAGAGUUCCUAGUGCCCACUGGUAUAUACGUAAAGGCCCUAUUACCGGCCAUUAAGAAGCAGCUCAUCAAAGGACUCGCCCAUAUCACCGGCGGAGGCCUAUUGGAGAACAUUCCCAGGAUCCUACCUCCAGGCAUCAAAGUGAAAUUGGACGCUACGAAGUUUAAUAUUAAGCCCGUUUUUGGAUGGCUGCAGGCUAAAGGAGUUGUAUCAGACUUCGAGAUGCUCCGUACAUUCAACUGCGGUGUCGGUAUGGUGGUGAUCGUGGACCCAGUCUGCGUAAAAGAGUUACUGGACUCUGUGGACGAAGAGAUCGCAGUCGUAGGCGUCGUGGAAGCCAUGGGCAAGGAAGGAGGACACCAAGUUGUCGUAGAAAACUUCAAGGAAGCGAUGCACCCCCUCACAUCUCCGUACGUGGCCGGAGACAGGGCGUCUCCUCAGAAGUCACUCUCCUACAAGGACAGUGGAGUGGACAUUGAGGCUGGAGACUCUCUUGUGUCUCUUAUCAAGCCUUUGGCAAGGUCUACAUCACGUUCAGGAGUGCUCGGUGGACUCGGAGGUUUUGGAGGCUGCUUCCAAUUGAAGGCUGUUGAAGAAGAAUAUAAGGAUCCUGUCCUCGUCCUAGCAGCCGACGGAGUAGGCACCAAGCUAAAGAUAGCUCAGAAAAUAAACCAGCACAGUACUAUCGGUAUCGACCUGGUCGCCAUGUGUGUUAACGACAUACUUUGUAACGGGGCGGCGCCACUUACGUUUUUGGACUACUUCGCCUGCGGUUCCCUAGACGUCAAUGUAGCCAGGAAUGUUGUUUCGGGAGUCGCUGAGGGAUGCAGACAAUCUUCUGCUGCUUUGAUUGGUGGUGAGACAGCUGAAAUGCCAGGUAUGUACGAGCCAGGAGUGUAUGACAUCGCCGGCUUCGCGCUCGGAGUCGUUGAGAGAUCACAUAUACUGCCCAAGAUCAACGAUAUCGCGGUUGGCGACAUAAUCAUCGGUCUGCCUUCUAACGGAGUCCACAGCAACGGCUUCAGUUUGAUCCACAAGUUGAUGAAGAAGUCCGGCCUCACGCUCAAUGACAAGGCUCCAUUCAGCAAAGAGGGACUUACUCUUGGCGAGGAGCUGAUCAAGCCGACCCGUAUCUACGCGCGCAGCGUGCUGCCGGCGCUGCGCGGCGGGCGCGUGAAGGCCGUGGCGCACAUCACGGGCGGCGGCCUGCUCGAGAACAUCCCGCGCGUCAUCCCGCCCGCCGUGCGCGCGCGGCUCAACGCGCACUGGUGGCACGUACACCCCGUGUUCUCAUGGAUCGCGGACGCUGGUGCGGUACAAGACGAGGAGAUGUUGAGGACUUUCAACUGUGGUAUCGGAAUGGUACUCGUCGUGUCGCCGGAAGAUCAAGCUGAGGUAAUGAACACAACUCGUGCAUUCGGCGCGAUGGUGAUCGGAAGCAUACAGAAGCGUCCAGCAGAUGGCGCCCGUGUUGUUGUAGACAACUUCGCCUCAGCCAUGGACUUCACAAGAAGAAUGCCGCUCUUACCUAAAAAGAAAGUGGCAGUCCUAGUAUCAGGUAACGGCAGCAACUUGCAAGCGUUGCUGGACACGACGCGCGAGGCGGCGCAGUGCAUGUGCGCCGACAUAUGUCUCGUAGUCAGCAACAAGAAGGACGCAUACGCUCUGCAACGCGCUGAGAAAGCUGGGGUGCCUGCGAUGGUAUUCAACCACAAAGACUACGCCUCACGGGAGGAGUUUGACCGCGCCGUGUCUGAAGCACUCGAGGCACACAAGGUAGACAUCGUCUGUCUCGCCGGGUACAUGAGGAUCCUGUCCAGCGAGUUCGUUAAGAAAUGGCACGGUCGUCUGCUGAACAUCCACCCGUCGCUGCUGCCGCGGCACGCCGGGCUGCGCGCCCAGCAGCAGUGCCUCGACGCCGGCGACAGGGAGAGUGGCUGCACCGUGCACUUUGUCGACGAGGGCAUGGACACUGGCCCGAUUAUCCUCCAAGAAAGAGUACCAGUACUGCAGAAGGACACGGUAGAGUCCCUGACAGAACGUAUCCACGAGGCGGAGCACCGCGCCUACCCGCGCGCACUGCGCCUCGUCGCCACCGGACGGGUCAGGCUCAACCAUCAGGGGACGCUCAUGUGGUACUCUUAGGGACUAGGGACCAUGGUUCUGUAACACUCAUAUAAUGUAGGUUGAUGGGAGGUACUUCUUAGUAUUUUCAAACCAUUUAAAAUUAUAUAAAAAAGGCACAAAAUCAAAUCGUAUAUAGGUAUGUGUUCUUAGUCAGAUUUUCUCCAUUCAAAAUGAUUUGUGUCGAGUAGGUUAAUUGUGCAAUAUCCAGCCUGUCUCCCUGUUCUUGUUGGGAGACAAAUGGUCAAAAGCAUCGACUCUUGUAAAACUCUUUCUUUCUGUUCUUGCCCUUUUUUAUAUGCUAUAUAAUUUUAUUAUCUUUAAAACAAUGCAUUUAAGUUAGUAAUAUUUUUAGUUAACUAUAUUGUUCAAUCGUUGAUAUUUCUUCAAAGCUAAGAUUGUUUCCUGUCAACCUAAUAUAAAAAGUAAAUUGAUUAGCAUAAACCUUAGGUAUAUAUUAUGAAACAAAUCGAAUAUGUAUGAAACUAUAGACUUGAACAUUUCAAUCUCAAUAUUAUGGGACCAAAUAUGUAAAAACAAUAUACAUAACUUUACAUUCCUAUUACGUCUUUAAAUAUUAGUUUUUUAUACUUGAAAUUUUAUUAUAUUUAUCAUAAAAUUAUGGAAUAUAGAGAACCUCGAAUUUGUAUAUAAGAGUAAAGUUAUCACAUUAUUAGUUAAGUAUAAUUAUAUAUUGAACUGUUAGUAAAAGUUUUUUUAUAUAAAUUUUAUUAAAAACAAUGCAAUAUACUGAUUAGUUUACUGAAGAAAAUUAUUUGAUAUUAUACAUCUUUAUUUACAUUGUAUGAAGUGCAAUAAUCGGCCGACUAUCGCCAGUACAUAAAGCAGGAAACAUACUAUUGAUUUGCGUCACGACCCAACCAAAUAGAACACUUUGAUUAGUAGAUGAACACUUUUGAAGAUGUCAUGUAUGAUGACCAAAGCUUUACGCAUUGUGUGUUAGGAUAGUAUGUUCCCAGCUUUAUCUGAUUCUGGUCAGAAGGUUCAGUUAUUAUUGUUAUGUCUAUUCCUAUAUUAUGAUAUUACUUUAAAUAAAACGCAUGAUUAUGAAAUGCCAU